CAUUUUUCUUUCAUCAUUUUUCUCAUAACCUAUAACUCAUCUGUCGUUGAAACACUUUAUUUCAACUUUUAAAUUAUACGUGCAUACAUAUAUUUUAUGUGACGUAUUAUUUACAAAGUGUACUAAGCCUACUAACUGUACAAAAAAUGCCAAAGUGUAAGUGUAUGAGCUGUAAAGGAAAAGACUGGUUCUUCAAAUACAUAACUCGCAAAGAGGCGGAACACCUUCUUCUAUCGGUGGAAUAUCCCAUAGGCAGUUUCUUAAUCCGUCCAUCGAAAAAUUUUCCCGAAUGUUACACGCUUUCCACUAAGGUUGUUUCACAAAGUGACCCGUACAAUUAUGACGUCAAUCACUACAAAAUCGAAAAAUCAGAUAACGGUGGAUAUUUUCUAUCGAGUAACAGAAUAUUCAACACUCUCGAGGAUUUGAUCAGGACAUAUUCCAGAACUGCUCAUGGUUUGAACCACGUUCUGACAAAGCCUUGCACCAGUUUUGAUGAAAAUGAUUGGGAAAUAGACCAGAAUGAUUUGUGUAUGCUUCGAGAUCUGGGUAGCGGCAAUUUCGGUGAAGUCAAAUUGGCCGCACAUAAAUACAAAGGUGAGGUGGCCGUGAAAGUUUUCAAGAAAACUCAACAAAUGUCAAUGGUGGAAAUCCUCGAGGAGGCGGCUAUCAUGAAAACACUACGCCAUAGACACUUGGUCAAAUUGAUCGGUGUUUGUAGUCACGAUGAAUCAAUUUACAUCGUGUUGGAGUAUAUGGAAAAUGGGAGUUUGCUUAGUUUUUUGAAAGAAGGCGAUGGAAGAGCUUACAACUACGAGAAAUUGAUGAAGAUAGCUUAUGAUAUUUCUUCAGGCAUGAAAUAUUUGGAAUCUAAGAAAAUUGUCCAUAGGGACCUAGCUGCAAGGAACAUCUUAAUGGACGAGAAUAACCGCGCAAAAAUAGGCGAUUUUGGACUGGCUAGAGUAAUAGGAGAUUCAGAAUUUGCAAAUGGUGAAUUAUACAAAAGUUACACAGGAAUAUGCCCUAUAAAAUGGACGGCGCCUGAAGCUCUUUUUAAUAAAAUGUUUACAAUAAAAUCGGACGUUUGGUCAUUUGGAAUAUUGCUAAUGGAAAUUUUGACUUACGGGAGAGAGCCUUACAAGGGCAUCUCCAUUGAUAAAUUAACAAAUAUGUUAAGGGAAAACUAUCGUAUGCCAAAUCCUAAGAAAUAUUACGUUCCAGACAAUGUUUAUAAGUUAAUGUUGGAAUGUUGGGACAAGAAUCCGGAUAAGCGGCCUUUCUUCUAUGAUUUGAAUUUUUACCUUAAAAGAUUUAAAGCUAAAAAGUCGCAUAAUAGGCGUUGUGGGUGUUAUGGGCAAGAUGGCUCAUAAAUAUUUUCUUACUAAAUAAAUUCUUAAUCAAAAAUACUCUUUCU
Messenger RNA from Phyllotreta striolata, 1414 nucleotides. The record is from the annotation of a GenBank genome assembly. Lineage: Eukaryota; Metazoa; Arthropoda; Insecta; Coleoptera; Chrysomelidae.